ACCAAUUUUAUUUCUCCCCCUUGUAUUGCGGAGUUCAGCAACAAAAGCAUUACUCAUAAUUGUAAGUUAAAGUUUGUUCGCUCCAUGUAUAGUGUUGUAUUGACAAUUUACCAUAACAAAAUCCGUAACUAAAUCUCUAUUUUACGAAAAUGAAUUCAGAUGUGAACCGAAAAGUAAUGGCUAUCCAGGCUAAGAAAAAGCGAUCGAAGGGCCCAAAAUCUAAACUAAAAAGCAGACCUGAUAAUGCAGAUUCUAGAAAAUCGUCCAGUGCACGACAAAGCAAUUAUGACAUGCCUUAUGAGGAUGAAGAUGAUGAAGAAAUUUUUGGAUCAGAUGAUGAUGAACAAGAAGAUCCACAAGACUAUUGUAAAGGUGGUUACCAUCCAGUGAAAAUUGGCGAUUUGUUCCAUAGUCGUUAUCAUGUUAUUCGCAAACUUGGCUGGGGGCACUUUUCAACUGUCUGGCUUUGUUGGGAUUUGAUGGGGAAGAGAUUUGUGGCUCUUAAAGUUGUAAAGAGUGCAUCUCAUUAUACAGAAACAGCAUUAGAUGAAAUUAAAUUAUUGCGUAGUGUACGUGAAAGUGAUCCCAACAACUGUUACAGGGAAAAGGUUGUACAAUUAUUAGAUGACUUUAAAAUUUCUGGUGUGAAUGGGACACAUGUAUGUAUGGUGUUUGAAGUAUUAGGUCACAAUUUACUGAAACUGAUUAUAAGGUCUAAUUAUCAAGGUAUUCCACUCCCAAAUGUAAAGUCAAUAAUAAGACAGGUUAUUGAGGGUUUAGAUUACUUGCACAGGCAGUGUAAAAUAAUACAUACAGAUAUUAAGCCUGAAAAUAUCCUCAUUGCUGUUGAUGAAAGCUAUGUUAGAAAAUUAGCAUAUGAAGCAACUCAAUGGCAGAAAAUGGGAAUUCGUCCUCCAGGCUCCUUAGGAUUUUACAAUUUUCAUCCUGAUUUUGUAGUUAGCACAGCUCCCAAAGAAUUCAGAGGUCCUAAUCCAAAUACCAAGAUGUCUAAAAAUAAAAAGAAAAAAAUGCGUAAAAAGGCAAAACGUCAGCAAGAACUUCUGGAAAUGCAAAUGCAGCAGCUGGAAGAAUUAGAAAUGGAAGAAAAUUUCAAUCAAGACAGAAUUGGUGAUGGUGAUAAUGCCGAAGGAGAUGGUGAAACGGUAGAUAAUGAUAGCAGAUGUAAUGGGAGUUCUGAUGAUAACUGUGGUCAAAACAUCUGUAUCACAAAAUCUUCCUAUGGUCAUUCACCUGGUACAUCAGUUUCUCCUUCUCAAGAAUUUUGUAGUCCAACACAUAGUGAAAAUAUGCCCAGAAUUGGAAGUGUAGAAAGGCCUAGACUGUCAGUUUCAGCAGAAGGACUGUGCAAUGGUCAUGAAGAUAAUCUAGAUGAAGCUUACUUAUCAUCUAAAGGUAGACUAGAAAGGUCAGAGAGUACUCUUAAUCCUUCAAGCCAUCAGAAAUCUAAAGAACCUGAAAUUAGAAGAGUAGCAUCCUGUCCUGAAAAUGAUAAACCUAUGGACCAUAAGCCAGAUCCUGUUCAUGAAGUGUGUGAUAUAUCUGUAAAAAUUGCUGAUUUAGGAAACGCUUGUUGGGUUCAUCAUCAUUUCACAGAAGACAUUCAGACAAGACAAUACAGAUGCUUAGAAGUGCUAUUAGGAGCUGGAUAUGGGCCUCCUGCUGAUAUAUGGAGUACAGCAUGCAUGGCUUUUGAAUUAGCAACCGGUGAUUAUUUAUUUGAACCUCAUUCUGGUGAGGACUAUUCCAGGGAUGAAGAUCAUUUAGCUCACAUUAUUGAACUUCUAGGAGAUAUACCAAAACAUAUUGCUUUUUCUGGAAAAUAUUCUCGAGAGUUCUUCAAUAAAAAAGGAGAACUACGACACAUUACAAAGUUAAAACCUUGGGGCCUAUAUUCAGUACUGAUAGAAAAAUAUGAAUGGGACCCUUCAGAAGCAAGGGCUUUUACUGAAUUUUUACUUCCUAUGCUAGCCUUUGAUCCAAAUGAGCGUGCUACAGCUGCUGAAUGCUUGAAGCAUCCAUGGCUAGCUUCAUGACUUCAAGACACAUUUAGCUCCUUUUAUGACUAAAUCCAAGAACUUAUGACAGUCGUGCAUUUCUUUAACAUUAAAUCAGAUAAAUCAUUUGUACAUUUAUUUGUCAUAGCUGUUUCUCCGUAUUUUUUUUCUAAAUAAUAAAAUUGCGAUCUGGAUUUAUAAAAUAAUUUUUUCAUAUUUGAAGAAAAAAAUUGAGACAUUUGUUUCAUAAAGUUCUACAAUAUUGGAAGUAGAAACUUACAUUUCAUGUUUUGUUCUGUGUAUAUUUGUGUUUUUUUUUAUGAAUACUGUGUACUUCUGUUUGCAUCUUUUCAAAUUUAUAUAUUUAUUUAUUGAAGCAAGUUCAUUGUGUUUUUGAAAUUUUGCAUGUUAAGUGGUAUUAAAUGUGCCUGUUUAUUCAAAAUGUAAAAUUUUUUUUAAAAAAAUUGAGCUACAGCUUCUUUUGGGGAGAUGUAUUAUCCUUAUAGUUAUGGGGAAGAAAUAUUUCAUGUCAUUAAUUGCUGAACCUUAAUAUUUAUUAGUUAGUUUCAUGUGAUUUUUCUAUAGAUUUAACUCAGCAGUUUUGUGCAUUUGUGAAAGAAAGGGACAUUUUCUGGAAAGACUGUUUAUCCAAUUCAACUUAAAUUAUAAAUAGAUCUCCUUAUCAAUCUAAAUAAAUAGCAUUGAAAAGAAAAACGAAAGAUUACAGGAAAUAGCACAUUUAGUUAAGUGAUGCUUUCAUCACACAUUUUGCUAUAAAAUUGAUUAUGUCAUGUUACAUAAACUGUGCACAGCUUUGCAAAUUGUGCUGUGAAAUAGAACAUCAAUGCAAGCUUAUGAAUCAAUAACUUUAUUAGUCCUUUUUUUAAACUAGUUUUUUCGUAAUGUCUUUUUAUACAAAGCUGAAAAUUUCUAGUAUUUGACUCAAAGUAUUGGUUCUUUACAAAUUUCAAAUUAGUGGAUUAAGUGUUCUAUGAAAUUUUAAAAAUUAAAAUUGUGCAUAUUAUAUCCUUGAAGCUCUGUAAUUUUUAUAGACAUUUUUUUGGUGUUUUUAUAUUUCUUGCAAUAGACAUUUAUUUAGUAUUUUCCCUAGAAUUAUGUUGUUUAUGUAAUCAGAAUGCAGCAUAUCUUAUGCUAGUCUGUAAUCUUAGUAAAAGAGAAAGAAAAAUCAGCAUAACUUUGUACACAGUGUACACGUAUUCAUUACACAUUGUCAUGAACUUUAAAUUUUGUACAGGAUAAUUUUCAUCUUCAUGCAUUUUGUGUUGUAAUGUUUUCAUGUUUAUGUAAGUAAAUACAAUUAUGAAAAAUCCAAUUUUUAAAAAAAUUUCAUUUCAACAGUAUAGUUUUUCAUCUCCCAAUUCCAUCAAAGACUUAGAAUGAUUGAAGAUUUGUAUGUGAUUAGGGUCUGUUUGAAAAAUAUAUUGGUAAUUUUUAAAAAUUCUAAUUUGAUGUAAUUUUGAUUUCAAGUUAUAAACAUUCAAUAAAAAAAGGGGGAUUUGAAUAAAUUUUCAUGACUGUAAUGUUUUCAGAUUGUAACUAAAUUCUCUAAAUGCCAGCAAAAUCUUUACACAUAAAGUAUUGAUUUAAAAUCUUCAAAAUUAAUGCAGCAGAUUUUUAUAAAUCAUAGAACACAUAGGAAAAAGCAUUUAUCAAUUGUUCUUGUAAAAGAGAUGGAAUUUUAUCAGUGGUGAAUCUUGAAUGGUGAUACUCAGUGUUCCCGCAACAGGUCUUUUACCUCAAUUGCUUGAAUAUUUACUAGUAACUGUCUGCCAUAAAAUGUAGUCCCAAAUUCAUAAGAAUGCCAGCAGGUUUCAUUACAGGUUAGUUAGGGAAGAAAGAGGGGAUUCAUUGUAAGAAAGAGGAGAUUCAUUGUAAAUGUACGAUUCUCUCUUAAUCCAUUAGUGAAAUGCUUGGAACUUCCUAGAAUAGACAAGAUUCCUUAUGUUAAUUUUGAAAUUUGUCGAUCAGGAAUAGUUGUUAUAAUUUCAAACAUUUUUAAUUAAUAUAGCUAUUAAGUUCUGAUUUAUUAAAUAAAGUUUUGUUUAAUGCACCAUGCAAGAUUGUGUGUAGGUUAGGAUAAUAUAGUAAUGACUUAAUUAACAAACUCUUCAUGUCUAAAAUUUUGAAAUUUUUCAGAACAGACUGAACUUUUUAUGUGAACAUCGAGAUUUAUUAAUAAUAAAUAAUUGUUACAAUUUCAGUUUUACAAAAUAUGUUGAUGUGAUAGUGGAAUAAAGCUUCUGUUGUCAUAACUUUAUUUAAUGCAUCAUAUUAGGUUGUGUAUGAGAUGUAAAUGUGAAAAUGCAAUUUCAUAUGAAUUUGCUUCAUUUCUGAUUGAGCAGUCUAUGAUAAUAAAUGCUUUUUUCUAUGUGUUCUGCAAUCCAAGAAGUUCAUUGCCUUGGUUUAAAGGCACCAUCACUAUAUCUUUCUCUGUAUAUAAUAUCAAGGUACAAAUUAUGCUCAAUAAUAAGAAACUAAAGUCUCAUUUCAGCUUGUAUUUUUGGACAGGCUUGAACUAGUUUUUAUAUAUAAAUAAUUAACAAAAUAAUGGAAACACUACCAAUAUUUGUUUUCUCGAUGCCUGUUUAU
Argiope bruennichi is the source of this 4625-nucleotide messenger RNA. Its product is annotated as SRSF protein kinase 3-like. Gene Ontology annotation, molecular function: protein kinase activity; ATP binding. The record is from RefSeq and is a predicted model, not a curated record. Bases 150 to 2054 code for a protein of 634 amino acids. The transcript has 15 exons. Lineage: Eukaryota; Metazoa; Arthropoda; Arachnida; Araneae; Araneidae. Gene Ontology annotation, biological process: regulation of mRNA processing; protein phosphorylation; spliceosomal complex assembly.